AUGCUUGCCACUGAUUGUGCAAAGCCUAGUGAUCUUUUCGAUUUUCAGGGUAUUCGAAAACGUAUUAUUCUUGCUCCAGAUUAUUCUUCGAAUGAUGAACGAUUAAAAAAAUUGACAAGUGAAGAAAAAGCGUUGACUGAAUAUGAUGAAUUAGAUUUAAUUGAUGAAGAAUUUGAAUCCUAUGUUCAUCCAAUAGUUGGACAAACUCAAUGGAUUUCUAAUCGACAAUAUGAACGAAAUGAAAUCAAUCGUCUUGGAGAUAUUCUCGAUUUUUAUAAUCAUAAACCACGAUUAAAUGCUUUUGAACAACGUUUUAUGAAACGAAUGGGACGUCAAGAUCGUGCAGUUCAAACAGAUGAUGAAAUAGAAAAAAUAUCAAAAUUAAAUAAAAAUCGAAAAGGUGUACCAGUUAUUCGUCUGCCUCCACCAGCAGCCAUGGAAACUAUUGAAGAAUUUCUAACUGAAAAUCGUUGGCGUUUAUUAGAAUUAUUUCGUACACUUGAUAUGAAAAAAUCUUGGAAUAUUGUUAAAGAAGAUUUUAUGCGUUUAGUUGCAAAGGAGAAACUUCAUAUGACAGAAGCUGAAGCAGAAGAACUUAUGAGAUGUUUUUGUGAAGAAGUUUAUAUACCGAUGGAUUAUAAAAAAUUUGCUCGUGGAAGAUCUUUAUAUAAAAAAAGUCUUCGAGAAGGUACAGAGAAUUCUUCAAAUGUAUCAGAUAUUCAUAUUGAAUCAGAUACAUCAACAACAGUACCAUCUUCACUGCAUCUGCAAUUACCACCAACGAAUACAUCACAUCAUUAUCCAGUGCAAGAUACAACUUCAUCAUAUGUUCGAUCAACCAAAGCAUCAUUUGCAAAAUAUAAACCAAAAAUCAAUGUUAAUAUAAGAAAUCAAAAAUAA
This is a messenger RNA of Adineta steineri, 900 nucleotides long. Lineage: Eukaryota; Metazoa; Rotifera; Eurotatoria; Adinetida; Adinetidae. The record is from the annotation of a GenBank genome assembly.